AUGGACGAUUUCCACCGCAUAACCAUAACAAUCUGCGGUGACGGCGGCUGCGGCAAGUCCUCCAUCACCCUCCGCCUCGUCCGCAGUCAAUGGACGUCCGAAUAUGACCCCACAAUCGAAGACUCCUACUCCCUAACGCGCCGCAUCGACGGACAGACCUACCACCUCUCCCUGACCGACACGGCCGGCCAAGAAGAGUACCGCGGCAUGUGGGCGACAUCCAACCUCCGGUCCGACGCCUUCCUCCUCGUCUACGACAUCACCAACGCCAGCUCGCUGGACCAGCUGGCCUACUUCAACGACCUCAUCGACAUGGAGAGCGAGACGCGCCAGGAGGCGUGGCAGGGCGCGCGCGACCAGCCCUACGUGAAGCCCGUCAAGAUCGUCGCGGGAAACAAGUGCGAUUUGCAGGCGCAGCGCGCGGUGCCGGCGCAGGUCGGCCUCGAGUGGGCGCGCAAGCGCGGCUGCGGCUUCAUGGAGACGAGCGCGCGCAACACGGUGAAUAUCGAGGAGACGUUCGCGCUGAUCGUGCGGCGGGUAGCUGAGGCGCGGAGGCUGGCGACGAGCGAGAUUCAGAGAGCGGGCGACGCGAAGACGGCGGCGUCGUUUGGCACGGGGACGAGGAGAGCGGUGACGGCGCCGUUGAGCCCUUUGCCUGGGGGGCCAGAGAAGGCAAUGGGAUUCUCGGCUGAGGGGGCGCCGACGUCAAAAUACAAGGACUUCUGGAGGAAGCUCGUCUGUUGGCGGUGA
Molecule: messenger RNA, 750 nt
Organism: Amorphotheca resinae ATCC 22711
Lineage: Eukaryota; Fungi; Ascomycota; Leotiomycetes; Helotiales; Amorphothecaceae
Exons: 1
Coding region: 1-750 (249 amino acids)
Biological process (GO): signal transduction
Cellular component (GO): plasma membrane
Molecular function (GO): GDP binding; GTP binding; GTPase activity
Source: RefSeq, a predicted model, not a curated record